Molecule: messenger RNA, 8536 nt
Organism: Danio aesculapii
Lineage: Eukaryota; Metazoa; Chordata; Actinopteri; Cypriniformes; Danionidae
Product: fibrous sheath CABYR-binding protein
Exons: 11
Coding region: 489-3068 (859 amino acids)
Biological process (GO): protein linear deubiquitination
Cellular component (GO): cytoplasm
Molecular function (GO): cysteine-type deubiquitinase activity
Source: RefSeq, a predicted model, not a curated record
GGUACUCAUUGGGUUACUUUUGUCACUUUUGGGUAAUUAAAAACAAGUUAUUCGAUUAGGGCUUGCAGUUAACAGUUCAAGAAAGCUUUAAGUUCAAUGAGUUCCUGUGGGGAGUAUAUUCAUAGACGGAAAGUGAAACUACAGUCAUUAAUACACGUCGAUCUUCCUGGACGAAAAAAUGGACGAUUCUCUUGAGAAGUAAAAGGACAAGUCUUCAGAUUUAGGUUUGAACAGAUGACCAGAUACCAAGAAGUGCAGUUUACAGUCUGCUCCUGCAGCUGGACUAGUCUUACAGAAAGAUUUUAUUUACAGACACUGCUCAAAUGUAUUUGUACAAGACAUGUAGGAUCCCGUCUGGAGAAAUAAUAUUUGUAUAUGGCUAACCCGCUGGAAGUGAAAGCGGCUUGCACUAGAUAACUGCGCAUCCUUUGAUUUUAGACCCAGUAACAGUGGAUUUAUUUAAAGUUAUCACUGAGUUCUGUGUCAAUAUGGGGAACUGUUUGGACUGUUGUGGACAAAAAGCCCCAUGUGACCAUACAGAGGAUGAAACUAAAGGUUUACUGCCCAGUUCUGAAUCAAAGACAGGAACAGAAGCUUGCACCAGUCCAGAUGAGGAGUGCAGCAGGCAUGAAGAACUAAAAACCCCACAGCUGAAGGAUGAACACACUGUAACUGAGCAGCCAGUCGCAGAGGCUCAAGUUACCAAAGCACAGAGCUCUUACUCUCAAACCAUAUCAUUGUUGCACACUGAAGCCUCUCUUGCUACUGAAGUUAAUCACAAUGUUUCACCUGAAACAGACACUCCAAUCUCAGCUGUAGAAAUGCCAAAAACAAUUACAGAAGAACUCCAAAACAUUGCAACUGAAGUCUCAGAAGCACCUCACGAAACUGUCGAAGCACCUGCGGAAACCGUUGCCUCAGUGAAAGUGGAGAUAGAGGGUGAGCAUGGGCCAGCUGAAGAGGGAAACAUCACAGCUGGUCCACCAGGUGAUGCAGCUGCUGCUCCAACAAGUUCAGACUCAACACUCGCACCUGCUGAGGAGACACCUGUUAAACAAGCACCUGUUGAAGCGGUGAUCGUGCUUACUCAGGUAAAAGCUGACAAGAACUUGCCCGAACCAGAGCCUAAAACACAUGUUGUGAAUGAGAAGGAAGUGGAACAAGCUUUGAAUAACACCACUACAGAGGCUGGUCUCAGUAAUACUGGAGAUGUUUCACUGAUGGAGAACAGUAGCAUUGAACCUGAAUUAUGCCUUUUAGGUCAAACGAAUGAAUCAGUUGUUCUUGAGAAAAGCGUACCUGAAUUGACUGCUGAGGAACCAAUGACUGAACCAACAGUUGAAGUGGAGGAGAAACUUUCAGAGGAUGUUCAGUCUGAGAAGGAAGAACAGAAGCAAGAAACAUCUGAAGCUUUUCAAACUCAGGAACUUUCACAGGAAGUUGAAUCCCCAGGUGUAGAUGUUUCCUAUGGAGUAUCUUCUGGCAUUGAGAAUGGUCUAGUGAAAGACUCUGAGAGUCUGAAGUGCGAGAUUGAAAGAAGCGUUGAUGUCGUGGUGGUAGAAAAGCUGCCUCAGAAAGAUGAUGCAGUCCAGAAACCAAAUGAUGAAGCCUUGGAAACCAAGAAUCAACUCUCAGCACAAACUGAAAGCACUAUUGAGUUGGACAAACCGGAAGUCUCAGACUCAAUGACUGAUCAAGAGAAAAGUGAGAAAGUUUUAGAAGAGAAGUGUGAAGCUACAGAACCCACUCAGAAUGGCCUGGACUCCACAUGUGCCUCUUUACCGUCAAGCCCCAUUGAACAAAGCAGACCCACUGAGACUAUGAGUGAUUUUGUUGCUGUAGAAGACACUGAAGCCAAAGCUGAGGUUACGGAGUCGAGCGUGGCAGAAUUACUGGAGGAAGUUGUAAAAGAUGUUGCAGAGACUGGACCUCAGCAAACAGAAGAAGAAAAGGGCAAACAGGAAGAGGAUUCUAGUGUUGCCCAGGAAAAAGAAGAAAAAGAAGGCAUUUCCGACACCCCAAAAUCAGAGACCAUUUUUAGCAGUACCUCGGUGGAAGUUCAGAUCAUAAGAAAGCCAGAAGAGAAUGUGGAGGAAGUGCAGGUGACACUGGAUGAGAGUGCAGAUCUGUAUCUGGGAGCUGAGGAGAUUGAAAUGGGAGCCAGCAAUAACAAGCCAUCCAAACCACUGCUAGAGCUCACAAUUCCUGGUGUCGAGACCAGAUGUAGCUUAGCACCAGCUGUGGACAUACUGGCCUACAGUGAGCGAGAAUGGAAGGGGAGCACGGAUAAAAGUGCUCGCAUACGAAAGGGCUACAGUGAGAUGUCUCAUAGCUUCAGUGGUCUGAGGAGAGUCAGAGGCGAUAACUACUGUGCCCUGCGUGCUACACUGUACCAGGUGCUGGCAACCAGCACAAACAUGCCCACCUGGAUGCAGGAUGAAGGUUUUCUAUUGUUGCCAGAGAGUAUUGAAACUCGGGAGCAUUUGAUUGGUGGAUGGGUGUUUCCCCCGGAAUGCAAGUUGGGAAGUGAGGAGAAUUCUGUGGAGAAACUGAAAUAUUAUUUGGAUCUUCUAAAAACUCAGUGGAGAGCAGCAGUGGCCUGUGAGAGCCCAGAGAAGAAGCAGAAUCUUUGUGAAUGUGUGUUUCAAGGUGGAGAUGAGGAAUAUGGUCUCCUGGAAGCACUCAAGUUCCUGAUGCUGGCCAAAGCUAUUGAGCUUCAUCGUAAAAUGGUGACAGAUCAAGAAGUGCCUGUGUUCUGCUGGCUUCUCUUUGCCCGCGACACAUCAGAAAACCCACAAUCCCUCCUGGUCAAUCACCUGAGCCAGAUCGGCUUCAGUGGAGGAGUAGAACAGGUAGAGAUGUUUCUGCUGGGCUAUGCCUUAAACUACACCAUUCAAGCCUUCCGUCUGUACAUGACCGACACAGAAGAGUUUGUGACGCAUUACCCAGAUGACCAUAAGCACGAGUGGCCAUGUGUGUGUAUCGUCACAGAGGACGAUCGCCAUUACAAUGUUCCCGUCAGGAGGACUGUUCAACACCAGCACAGAGAUGAUUUCACAAUGACCUAACGACAGACACUUCAGAGAACAAACCUGAUCUACAAAGUGGCAUGAUGUUUUGUUUUCUGAUUUGAUCUGUUGGUCAUACAGUGAAUGAAAACACGAAGGGAAUUUACAGCAAUCUACCAAGAUCAAAUUGCAUGCAUAAGUGCUCAGGUUUUUUCCCCUCUAAAUGAAUCACAGAAUGAACAUCUGUCUGCCAGGAAACGCUGUGAUGAUUAACACUGGUUAAAAAAAAAAAACCUUACUGCCUUUUUACUGUAGCUAUGGUCUUUUUUCCCCCACUGUUGGAAAUGUCUUUAAAGAAUACUAAAGAGUUUACAACAAUAAUUUUAGAGAAUUUUAAUUCAAAAGAAUGUAUUGUGGGUAUAGUAAGGGAAAUGAGAUAAUGGUAUACUUACUGUAAGUCAAUUAGUUAAAUUUCCUAUUAUUUCAAUCUAUAAAAUGUCUACAAAAAAGUCACUGGCGUGGAUUGUGCAAAAUAGGCUCAUUCUGAAAGCGUAGCUCUAUAUACAAAGAUCGCGAAUUAUGUAACCAGAAUUACGUAUGGCUGCAUUUCUUCUUUCAAACAAACGCUAUGAGGCAGUAUGACGCCGUUCCUUUUCGCUCUUACCAGCUGAUCUGCUUACCUCCGUAUGGAUGGCUUUUCCGCUGUACUAUUUUAUCCAGUUAACUCGCCAUGUACGUCGGGGGACUUAAGACCCAGAGAAAAGUUGACCACGUCGACGGGGUUCAAGUCUGGGGUUUGAGAUCUGAAAAAGUGUACACAGCGGCCUCUGUUGGAUUUAUGUGAGAACAGCAGGAGGGAAGGGCACUCGUGAGAGAAAUUUGAGAUCUGAAAAAGCGUAAACAGCGGCCUCUGGUGGAUUUACGGUAGAACAACAGGAGUAAAGGGCACUCCCUAGAGAAAUUUGAGAUCUGAAAAAAAAGUACACAGCGGCCUCUGGUGGAUUUACGUGAGAACAGCAGGAGUGAAGGGCACUCGCAAGAGAAAUUUGAGAUCUGAAAAAGCGUACACAGCUGCCUCUGGUGGAUUUCUGUGAGAACAGCAGGUGCGAAUGGCACUCGCGAGAGAAAUUUGAGAUCUGAAGAAGCGUACACAGCGGCCUCUGGUGGAUUUACGUGAGAACAGCAGGAGUGAAGUGCACUCGCGAGAGAAAUUUGAGGUCUGAAAAAGCACACACAGGAAUCCUCUGGUGGAUUCGCGAAAACAAAAAACUGCAAGAAAACGCAGCUCCUGGGAUGUAUUUGGCGCUCUCCAGAAAUGUAUAUAGCGGUAUGUUAUCAGAAUGAGCCUGGGUUGGGAUUGUGGCAUUUUCAAAAUAGAGACUGUCAGACAUCCUUAUUCAUUUUUCUUAAACUUUUUAAUCAUACGUGGACAAACUGCAACAAAUUUCUUAUACUGGUUUUGAUUGACACUGCCAUGUAGGGGUGUGUGAUAUUGUCUAUCAUAAGAUCAUAAUUAUUGCUUUAACAAUGUAUGACAGUAUCGAGUAAAUCACUCAUUUUCCAAAAGCAUUUACUUAAAGCCAAUUAGCGUGCCACCCUAAUUCAAGUUCUGAAAAUCUGAAACCCAUACUGGAAUAUUUUUGCUUUGUUUUUAAAAGAUAUCAUCUAAAGCUGCUCCUGGAGGGCCGCAGCUCUGCACAAUUUAGUUCCAACUCUAAUUAAACACACCUGAUCAAACUAAUUAAGCCCUUCAGGCUUGUUUGAAGCCUACAUGUAAGUGUGUUGGAGCAGGGUUGGAACUAAACUGUGCAGGGUAGCGGUCCUCCAGGACUGAGUUUGGGCAACCCUGAUCUAAAGUAAUAUCGCAAGCAAGAUUGCCAUUUGACAAAUAUCAGACUGCAAGUCUAAGGGGCCGAUCACACCGAACACGUUUUUUUUGCGUUGAGAGGCGCCUUUUUUAAAUGAUUUACUAGUGGCCGCGAGCGUUUAGUGCACUGCUUUACAGCCUGCACGCCUCGCAUUUUUGCCGUUGUGCAAUAUGCACUUGCAGUUGAAAAAAGUGAACUCUGAGCGGAAAAAGCACGUUGAGUCAGUCGCGUCUUUAUCAUUCUCCCAUCAAAUUAAAGCAGAACUGGGGUUUCUGUUAUGGUGACUGCAGUGUUUGUGUUGUCAAGACAACUACAGAGACUUUUGAAGAUGGAGGAGAGACUUGUGGUUGCUGUUUGAGUUAUCCGGAGCUGUAUGAUUCACAAAUCUUGAAUAUCACAAUAUUAUUAAAUAUUAUAAUUAAUUAUAAUAUCAACAGCAACACCCUCGCACAAUACCGAGAUGAUUCAGUCAUUGCCCAGUGACAAAAAGCAAAAAAGGCAGUGUGGUGCCCCUCACGUUUUUAGAACGGAAAAGUGCAUUCAGUGUGAUCGGCCCCUAACUGUGAUAUAUUGAGUUUGUACAACAGUUCAAAAAAAUGUUAAUACUUAGUUACAUUUUAGACAGGGUGGUUGUUUUGUGAGAGAAAACAAGUGUUUUGUUCAUGAAUGAAAUCAGUAUUCUAGCUAAUUAUUAAAUAAGUCAGUGAUCACAACAUCCAUUCGCAAUAUUGUAUGCAAUCAGCCAUUUUGAACAAAUCACUUGAAUUAAUAAUUCACACAUUAAAACAGAGACUCUCUGACCCUACUGCCAGUUAUUAUGUCAGAUUUAUUUAUGACAGGUCUAAACCAGCACACAUUUAGUCUUUAACCCUUGUGUCGUGUUCACAUCCCACCCCUUACUUUAGUGUUCCUGGUCAAAAUUGACAUGUCUGUUUUAACUGCUCUUAUAUUGGCACACACACAAAAAAAAAUCUUACAUCACCAACAUUUUAUUCAACAUUCUUUAGCUGUGAACAAUGUCUCAAAGUAGUGUUUAACAUAAAUUUAUAGAAUUACAUGUAGAUAACUGCAGUGACAAUACAAAUAGGCGCUGAAAAUGUAUUACAAAAUGAACAAUAGAUGACAGAAAUCAAAAUACUUUGUUUCGUUACUAAUAGACAGCUCACUAAAAUAACUAUCAGAGGGUCUGACCAAAGAAAUUGACCUUUUAAGCCAUCUGAAUGAUUUAUCAACCAGCAAAGAGCAAACAAAACAGUAUACUUUCUUGAGUAUUGAGUGCUCGAAUUUUCAUUCAGUCCUUCAAUUGCACUAUAUUAGUGUACUGAUAUAGGGAAUAGUGACUGAGGGUAUAGAUGGUGAGCAUGGGCAAAGAAUUAGCACUCGUUAUACUUUGGUCAUUUUUGAGCAAGAUGGUAACUGUCUAUUCCAAUAAAAUAAUUGAUGCUAAGAUAAGCUAAAAGUUCUCCUGUUAGACCCUGAACGAAGAUUGGCAGAAAGAAAGAAACACACAGAUGGGUUCAUAUAACAGACACCUGUCUAGUCUGUAUCACAAAAUAUGAUACAUUGUUUUAUCAAGAGUUGAUUCACGUUAGAGGAUCCAACACUCAUGGCAAUUCAUAACUUAUUGAUUUAGUGGCUAAUCUGUAUCAAUUCGUACGAUCUCAUCAUACAAUUUAGUACAAUUUGCUUAUUCCCAAUGUCGGUUGGGGUUAGGGUGCCACGCCUCCUUUUAAAAAUCAUACAUUUUCAUACGACUGAACUCAAAGUUUUUAUACCCCUUUAUUUCCUAUGGCGGUCACUUUUGACCGGGAACAUCACAGGUGUAACAAGGUUGAUUAAAACACUCCAAAUUCAAUAAAAGAGAUGAUCAUCACUUUUAUAUAUUCAGGUGUGGAGGACAUCAUAAGGCCAUGAGUUAAUCAGAUGUAAAACGCAAUAUGUAUGAGAGUUUUAAGUUGUAAAUUGGUCACAUUUGACCCAAACACCACAGGAAGGUUAAUGGGUUGAAAGUAAUACAUACAUUUACAGAGUAUGUAAUACAUAUGUACACAGUAAUUAACUAUUAGAAUAACAAUUAAUAACUAGUAGAAGUUGAUCAAAAAUAUAUUUACUUCUAAAACAUUAAUGGGAGGUGUUGAAUAGUUUUAGGACAACUUUGAUGAAAGGUUUUGAUCUAAUUCAAAUGUUGAGACACACAAUGUUUGUCAAUAAUGCACACCCCUACAUCUGUGAAUAUUGUUUUGCUCAGUUCACACCAAAUGCAGAGCACCGCUUCACUUGCUCUAGUUUACUCGCAGGAUGUUUUUCACCACACAAAUUCACCACUGGAGUUCAAUUAUUUGAAUUUGCGUUAUCGUCAAGAUUGAGGUGAAUUUCGUGUGUUUGUUACAGUGGCUGAGAGAGCUUUACGAGCUGAAAUUUAAGAAAACAAGUGCAAUAAAAAAAAAAAAAAACACCAGCAAAUUGAGAAAAGAUCUGCAUUAGUUUUCCAGCACAUGUGCUGCAAAUAGUUUGUGUGAUUGGUAUGGACCCGGCUGCAAUUUUACAAAAACAUGCUGCAUUCUCACAACGCAAACGUUUUAUGAAAACGGCUGCAAUCUCACAACAAGAACGAUUUACGAAAACACACUUUUUUUUCACAACGCUACGCGCUGCAUUUUCUCAACGCAAACAUUUAAGAGAACACGCUGCACUUUCUCACAACGCAAAUAUUUGAUGAAAACACGCAGCAUUUUUUCACAACACUAACAUUUUACGAAAACCCUCUGCAUUCUCACAAUGCACAUAUAUUUCACAAAAACACGCUGCUUUUUCUUACAACAUGUUUCAAGGAGACCCUAAAAUGUGACGGACCUGGCUAUUUAGGUUAUGGAUUAAGGCUAAUAAAUACUAAAGACAUGGAAAUCAAGAUAUUACAAUAAAAAAAUAAAUAAAAAAAAUAAAAAAAAACUCACCUUUCAAAGAUCACUUACAACUUCACUGAGAAAAUGCAGCGUAUUUUUUAAAUGUUUGUGUUGUGUGAAAAUGCAACGCGUUUUAUAAAAAUGUUUGCAUGUUGCGAUGAUUUGCAGCAUGUGUGCUGUCAGAAGGAUGAAGAUCUUUUCUCAACUUGCUGGUGGUUUUUGUAAUUGUAUAAUUUUUAAAUACAGCAUGUUAAGCUCUCUCAGCCACCGUAGAACAUGGCAAAUGAGGCAUGCAUUCUGCGUCAUUUAUACUACGCUAUGGUAAUUCAUACAUGUUUAUGCGUUUGCAUUGACUUUGUGUAACUUGCACAAACACAAAUUCUGCAUUUGGAGUGAACCAAGUAUUAAUAUUAAAAUUUGAGCAGUUAAAGUCAGUAUGACUUAUGUUGAUACCAUGUUAUGUUUACAUGUUCUUAACAGACACUGAAAGCUACAAUAAUGUGCAUAAAUCUCAUUAACAGGCAGCUGGUGGUACACAAGGAUGCCAAGAAGACUUCUUAAUAUUUAGCUCAUUGUGAAGUUAAUCAACUACUUGCACUUUUUGUUGUUGUUGUUGUUGUUGUUUUUUGUUUCCUGCUCAUCAGUUUUGUAAUUAUGAAUGACAAAUUACUCAGAGUAUCUUUCAUGCCAAACAUACAAGAAAAAAGUAUUGGUCAUGUUAAAAAAAAAAGAUUUUUCAAGAACUGGAAGACAUCGU